AUGAAGUCUGGUAGUGAUGAGAACGCGACGCCGCCGUCUCCAAGGGCAGCAGGAGCAGCAACGGACGGAGAUGAUGGCGGCGAUGUUAGUACAGCAGAUGGUUCCACCACCAACCCCGGUGCUGCUGGCGUGGAGGAUGGUCGAAAGCUGUUGGACCAGUUUCGCCGGCAACGGAGGGCCUCGUCGGUAGACCGCGGAUUGCAAGCCACUCGCGGGCGAGGAGCACACGUAUCAAGACUACGGCGGCCUCGGGAGCUGUCGGGAGCUUCCCCCCACAGCAGCCACCACGCGUGGGGGGCGCACCACGCAUCGUCUCGGCGAGAACGCGGCGCGCCUGCAUCCACGGUUCACGGCCUAGAUCACAGCGACUCCCGUUCGUCGUCGGAGCAGCUCGUUGGCCUUUCCCUGCUCCCCGGCGGGGGGGGGGUUGGCGCCGCCGACGGCGGCGGCGUUGUGGGAGGGGGGGGGGGCUCUCCUCAUUCAGUGCGAUCGUGGAUGGGACAGUCGCUCGCCGAAGGUCCUGAUCCUCGAGGGUCCCGGGGGCGUAGCGUGCCUACGCAGAUGAGAGGAUCCGGGGGGGAGAGGGACAAUGACGCCUACCAGGCACAACUCGCAGAGGUGCUCGGCAGGUGGGAAGCGGAGCGUGCGAAGACGGCCGAGCUUCAGGGUCGCGCCGCCGCCGCUGCCGGCCUCCAUGACAGGGUAAGGUCCUCGCCGGGAACGGCCUCGCUCGCCCAGGCGGAGCUGGAGGAGGCAAGGGGGCAACUCGAGGCUGAGCGGAGGAGGGGGGAUGCGGCGGAGCGCGAGAUGAGCGCGUUGAAGCUCGAGGUGGAUGCGCACAAGCGGGAAAUCGAGGCGCGUGCUAAAGGCAACGAAGACCUGCGUUCGAAACUAGAGGCUCUCCAGACUGUCGAGGCACGCUCCGAAGAAGCCUCCGCGGCGGCGGACGCCCUUCGAGGAACGCUCCGAGAAACCGAAGAACGGUUGGAACGUUCCGAGGAACGCCGCCGGCAGUCCGAGGGGCUUCGGUCGAAGGAGGCGGAGGACGCCAGAGAGUCGCUGCAGGCCGCCCGCAAGGCGCUCGAGGAGACCGAGGCCGACGCCGCGGAACGUUCCCGGGAACGCUCCGCGCGCGCAGCCGGCCUGCAGGACGUGCUGAGGGAGCAGGGCGCUCUGCUGGCGGAGAGAGAAGAGAGGCUGGCGGAAGAGCGCUCGGGCCGAGCGGCGGAAAGAAUGGAGCUCCGUGAGUUGCGAUCUAGGGACGCAGGGUACGUCCGUGAGCUGAAAGAGCGCGCGGACGAAAUCGCGGAGCUCAACCAGGCCCUCUCUCAGCUUCAAGAAGAAGACCUGCAGACGGAAGAGGAAGUCGGGGCGGCCCGCGCUCUGCGUUCGGAGAACGAGGAACUUCAGGCACACCUCGCGCAGGCUCUUCGACAGGCGUCUGCGGCGGAAUCGUCUGCCCGGGCAGCGGAAGACCUCGCCAACAAGGCCAUUGAGGAGAUGGUCCAAGAGCUGCAGGACACAAGGGAGCGAUUACGAGAUGUGGAGGGGGAGCGGUCGCACCUCGAGCAACGGCUGGGCGCAGUCGAGGCACGCGUGUCGGAGGCGGCGCGCAACCGCGCCGACUUGUCCCGCCGCCUGGCGGAGACGGCCAUCGAAGCGGAGCAGGCGGGUGUCGAGAACCAGAGACUGGAGCACCGGGUUCGGUCCCUCUCGGAGACGUGGGAGGCCGAUGGCGGGGGGUUGGACCUGUCCUCGUCGAGCAGCUCGGACGGCCGGAGACAAAGCGCUGACGAGCUGCCAGCAGGAGGCGUUCCUCCCCGGCCGUUACAGGCCGCUUCUGGGCCGGCGGCGGCACAGCAGCAGCAUCAGGACUUGAGAAGACAGGUGGCGGCCCUCCAGGAGCACCUUGCGGCGGCAGAGGCGAGGGCGGCGGCGGCGGAGUCAAACGCCGAGGAGGCGGCGGUGCGGGGGGGCACGGCCGAAGCCGGCAAGGCCUCGCGAGGCAAGGUAGCACUUACGGAGGAGCCAAGUAGCGUCUCUGAGGCUGCCGUCGGCGUCAAGGACUGGUCCGAGGUGUCCCUCGAAGCUGCUCGCGUGGACCAGGCAGAGCUGAAGAACACUGUUGCGUCGUUUCGGAGCCAGCUGGAGGCCGCGCUCAGCGCGGCCGUGGCCGACAAGCAGAAGAUGUCCGCCGCCGUUGCGGACGCUCGAGACGAGCUGGCUUUCGAGGCCGACCGCAGGGUUGCCUUAGAGAGAGAGGUCACGGCACUGAGAUCGCGGCUUCAACAGCCGCAGCACCAGCACCAGCACCAGGGAGUAGGAGGCGCUGAACAGGCGGGGCGGUCGGCGGAGCAUGAGCGGGUGGCGGGCGCGGAGGCCUCGCUGGCAGAGCUGCAAGCCGUCUGCUCGAGGCAAGCGGAAGACGUAGCGGCGGCUCUCAAGAAGGCAGACGCAGCGAAAGGCGAGCUGGCCGCAGCGCGGGUGAGCAUCGCAGAUCUUGCUGCCGCCUCCGACAGCAGCCUCCAGGGUAAGCUGGAUGCCGCCGAGAGAAAGCUGGAAGAGUACGCCCGCGAGGCCGCCGCCGCCCAAGCUCAAGCGGAAGCAAUUCUCAGGGCUGAAGCGGCCAGCGUUCAUACCGCACUCCAGCGGCGGCUGCAGGAGGCCGAGUCUCGGGCGAUAUCGCUUGGCGAGGAACUGGAGGCCGCGCUGAGAGCGAAGGAGGAAAGCGACGUGCAAACUUCGAACACGGCGGCGGUGGCUGCUGCUGAGACUCUCAAGCAUGAACGCGCUGCCGAGGAAGCCAUCGCCACCGCGUCGGCGGCGAAGAAGGCGCAGCGGGACCUCGAGAACCGGCUGGACGAAGCACACGAAGAGCUAGCGGCCGCCAGGUCUCGGUCCGCGCGCGCCAGCGAGCGAUCCGCCGAGUCAGCCGCGGACGCCGCUAGGAGGGGCGCCGAAGCGGCGGCGGAGCUGCGGGCCGUCAGGGACGACCUGGGAGCCCGGGCCCGGGAGGCGGAGGCGACGGCGAGGGUGGCCGAACAGCGGGAGAGGGAGGCUCGGGCGGAGGCCGGCAACGCCGCGGCGAAGCUGAGCGCUGCCAGGGCGAAGGGCGAGUCCAUGGAGGCCGACCUAGCGGCGGUUCGCGCCUGGGCGGAGGCGGGAUCGCGGCGGGCGGGGUCGUCCCUGUCGGCCCUGCAGGCCCGCGCGGACGGGCUGGCGGCGCGUGCCGAGCGCGCGGAGGGGGCGCUGGCGACCGCCCGAGCCGACCUCGAGGCACAGGGAUCCGCCCUUGCGGCCGCGACGGAGAGGGCUAGGGAAGCAGAGGGCGAGCUCGAGGCCGCCGUAGCGGAGCACACACGGGCGGAGUCCGAGCUGAGGAACCGCCUGGAGAAGGACAAAUCCGAGGCCGUUGAAAACGCCAGGGCUAAGGCUUCCGAGGACCGAGCGCGGCUGGAGGCGGAGAGAUCUGAGGAGUUGGCUGGCCUCCGGGAGCGGCUAGAGGAGGCGGACGCGAGAGCGGGCGCGGCGGAAGCGCGGCUGGCGCGGGCGCAGGGGGAGGCGCUAGCCGCGCAAGAGGCUGAGUCGGCCACGGCGGCCGAGGCGAGCUCGGCUGCGGCCGUCCUCGGGGCAGAGCUCUCUGCUGUGAAGCACGAGCUAGCGCGGGCGAGGGCCACCCUAUCCGCGGAGCGGGAGCGCGCGGCGGAGGCACAGGCGUCGGCCGCGGAGCUCGCGAAGGAGGAGGUGCUCCGCGCGGAGCAGACGGCGAGCACGGCGGCCGCGGCCCUGAAGCACGCGCUGGCGGAAGCCGACGCGAGCGCGGCCGAGGCCAGGGGCGCCGCUGACGCGACGGAGGAGGGGCUCCGCGCCCUGCUGACGGCGGCGGAGAGGGACGCGGACGUGCGGUCGGAAGCCCUCGCGGUGAGCGAGGAACGGAGGGCGGCGGCGGGAUCCGCGCACGAAACCGUGCUAGAGCAGUCCAGGUCGGAGGCUUCGCGGCUGGUGGGCGAGCUCAGGGCUCAGCUCGCGUCGAAGGAGGCGAGAGCCGAAGCCGCCGCCGAGGCCUUGACUCGAGAACGGGCGCAGGCGGCGGCCGUCGCCGAAGACCUGGCGAAGCUCGAGGUCACGGCGAGAGACUCUCAGUCCCGAGAAACGGGCCUCAGGGGGGAGCUGUCCGCCGCGCGCGCGGCGGCGGUGGCGGCCGAAGAGGCCAAGGUCGCGGCGGCGGCCGCGGCGAAGUCGGAGGUCGACCGGCUCGAGCUCGAGGUGGAUGAGCUCAAGGACGAAGUCGCUCACGUUAAGGCCACCCUCUCCGCCCACCGCUCUAGCGCGGCCGCGCAGGGGGCGGCGCACGCGGAGGCGUUCGAGCGCGUGGAGGCCGCGGCGCGGGAAGCGAAGUCGGUGGCGCGGGCCGCAGAAGAACGCCUCAGCGCUGCCCUCGAGAAGGCCGAGAGGGACCUAGAGGCGCGCUCGGCCGGGCUGGUUGCCGAGCACAGGGAGCGGGAGGAAGCGGUGAAGGCCGCCGGUGACGUGGCGCUGACGGCGGCGGUGGCGCAGGUCAAGGUGCAGCUGAACGGUGAGGUCACCAUGGCGAGGGAGCAGGCCGAAGCCAGCGCUCGGGAAAGCGCCGUGUGGCGGGCCCGGGCGGAAGAGAAGGACGCCGACCUGGCGAGGCUCGACGAAGCCGCGGCGGCGACCGAGGCUGCCACGUUCGCCGAGCUCGCGACGUCCAGGGACGCGGAGACGGCCACUACGGCCGCGGCGGCCCGGCUGAGGCUCGAGGUUCAGGCGCUCGAGUCGGGGGCCGAGAAGGUCCGGGCCGAGAGGCAGGAGAUUGAGUCGGCCGCGAACGCCGCUGUCGCCGCCGGAGAAGCCAAGGCGGUCCGCCUGGCGGAGGAGGUGGAGGGUCUGCUCAAGGAGCUUGCCGGGGAGCGGCAGGAGGCGGAGGAGAAGCUAGCUGAAGCGCGGGCACAGGAAUUGGUGACGGGAAGAGACCACAUCCUCUUGUCGCUCCCUAGCGCUCGCGAGCUGCCGAGCUAG
Messenger RNA from Ectocarpus siliculosus, 5040 nucleotides. The record is from the annotation of a GenBank genome assembly. Lineage: Eukaryota; Phaeophyceae; Ectocarpales; Ectocarpaceae.